This is a messenger RNA of Bolinopsis microptera, 5644 nucleotides long. RefSeq lists its product as uncharacterized. The record is from RefSeq and is a predicted model, not a curated record. Gene Ontology annotation, cellular component: plasma membrane. The transcript is spliced from 11 exons. Gene Ontology annotation, molecular function: phosphatidylinositol binding; guanyl-nucleotide exchange factor activity. NCBI's taxonomy places the organism in Eukaryota, Metazoa, Ctenophora, Tentaculata, Lobata, Bolinopsidae. Bases 612 to 5159 code for a protein of 1515 amino acids. Gene Ontology annotation, biological process: Ras protein signal transduction; positive regulation of GTPase activity.
AGAUCUGUGGGCACCGAUCGCGAGCUCCACAUUGCGAGCUUGACGAAGCGCUGGUCACUACAUCCCGACUCUGCUGCUCGAGCUGUAGAUACAUCGGCCUAUCUGUUGACAGGCCGCUGACACACUUCUAAUGUUUUGGUCAGGUGACCCCCAGCUCCGUUCCCAACUGGCCAGUUCCUCGGACAAAGUCCACUGGUUGGCCGUUGGUGUGUAUCCAGGCACUGAGAGGUCAGCAAUUUGUAAUACCCUGUAUUUUAUAGCAUAUAAAACACUUGUCUUCCUUCCGCAGAGCUGUUACUCUGGCGCACUACGCUACAGUUAAAAGUCUUGCCAGGUUUUUGUCAUGAACCGCGGGGAUGUCAAAUUAAUUACACUACAUAUGCUGUACCCUCGUGUGGCGAGAGUUCUGUCCAUUGCCCAUUAUUGAGUGCCUCCUAUUAGUGCACCUUGCUUUUGCGUCAUUUGGACUUUACUUUUUGUUAUAAACCUACUAAUGGGCGUCACCCCAAAACUUUAUAUUGCUUCUUUGUAGCCUUUGAUCGGAGGUUGAUAUGCCUAGGGUUUUAUUGUAAGCUAGAUAUUAACACCGUGCCACGGUUAUUCGUAGGGAAAUGAGUUUUGUGCCCGAGCCGGACAUCCGAGUUUUUGAAGAAUAUUACACCGGACUCAAGUCAGAACGCAGCUCAACAUCAGAGGCCGGCCCCCUGCUGCUGGUCGAGGACGGUCAAGAAGUAGAUAUUACAGUCAACGAUGAAAAAUCAGUCGAUAUUCCAGUAAGCGACGAACAAACAAUCGAGAUCCCAUCAAAUGAGGAUGAAGUGGUCGAUAUUCCGCCUAAUAAUGAACAAGCAAUCAACAUUCCAUCAUCUGAUGAACAAGCAAUCGCUAUUCCUUCCAUUCAUGAACAAACAGCCACUCUUACAUCCAAGGAUGAACAAUCAAUUGAUAUUCCAACGAAGGAUGAACAAGUAACCAAUAUUCCAUCUUCUGAUAAACAAGCAAUGGAUGUUCCCUCCAUUGAUGAACAAGCAGUGGAUUUUCCCUCCAUUGAUGAACAAGCAGUGGAUAUUCCAUCUUCUGAUGAACAAGCAGUGGAUUUUCCCUCCAUUCAUGAACAAACAAUCGCUAUUCCAUCCAUUCAUGACCAAACAGCCAAUCUUACAUCCAAGGAUGAACAAUCAAUUGAUAUUCCAACCAAGGAUGAACAAGUAACGAAUAUUCCAUCUUCUGAUGAACAAGCAGUGGAUAUUCCAUCUUCUGAUGAACACGCAGUGGAUGUUCCCUCCAUUGAUGAACAAGCAGUGGAUAUUCCAUCUAUUGAUGAACAAGGAGUGGAUAUUCCAUCUUCUGAUAAACAAGCAGUGGAUGUUUCCUCCAUUGAUGAACAAGUAACCAAUAUUCCAUCUUCUGAUGAACAAGCAGUGGAUAUUCCAUCUUCUGAUGAACGAGCAGUGGAUAUUCCAUCUUCUGAUGAACAAGCAGUGGAUAUUCCAUCUAUUGAUGAACAAGCAGUGGAUAUUCCAUCUUCUGAUGAACAAGCAGUGGAUAUUCCAUCUUCUGAUGAACACGCAGUGGAUGUUCCCUGCAUUGAUGAACAAGUAACCAAUAUUCCAUCUUCUGACGAAAAAACAGUGGAUAUUCCAUCUAUUGAUGAACAAGCAGUGGAUAUUCCAUCCAAGGAUGAAAAAUUUCUCGAUAUUACAUCCAUUGAUGUACAAGCAAUCGAUAUUCCAUCCAAGGAUGAACAAGCAAUCAGUAUUCCAUCUGAUGUCGAACAGAUAAUUGAUGAUCCCGCUACUUAUGAACAAUCAGCCAAUAUUCCAUUCAACGGCGAACAAAUAAUUGACAUUUCUGUAAAAGAUGAGAAUGUGUCUGAUGAAUAUUCUGCGGCAGUACCAUGCAAAGAUCAGCUGGUCAUUCAACAAAAUAUCGUUGAUAUUCGAAUCAACGAUGAGAAAGAAACCAUCAAGAAACUCGCAGAUGAUGGUAUUCAAGUCUCUGAUCACGGCUUAGCUGUAGACCCUGUUUCUGAAAAGGUUGACGAUGAGCAAGAUUUUGAAAAAGUAAUUGUCAAAGAUCAGGGCGUUGUCCAGCCUGACGUUCAAAUAAUUGAGGAUCAUCAGUUGGCAGCUCCAAAUGUCGAGGAUAUGCAAACUACAAACGAACAAGUUGAUGAUGGUCUUGAUGAGGAUAAAAAUGUUGACAUAACGAUUGUCGAGGAUAAAAAUGUUGACAUGACGAUUGUCGAGGAUGAGGAAGCCAAUUAUCAUAAAGCUAUUACCAGAACUAGACCAGACCGUGGCUCAUUGGGGCCAUUAAUCAACGAAAAGAUAUUUUUUAGACGCCACGAAUCGGAAGAAAUAUCUCCGGUUCUAGGCGAACUGCCAUUUACCCACAUUGCCCCAUCCAGGUUGAACCUCCAAACCAGUAAUGCUAGCUGGGAAGAAAAAACUCCAACCAACGCUAACAGACACAGCUUCGGAGAGGACACUCGUUACAGUUUAGGCAGUGCUCCUCGGUUUAGCGUGGGAAGCGACCCCAGGUACAGUGUAUGCAGUGAGGCAAGAUACAGCAUGUGCAGUGAUCCUGGGUCUCUUGAGAGCUCUGGUAGUGACAUUCACAGGAUUUUACUGGAGCGCAUUCCAUCCUUCCAGGUGUCAGUGUCAGGACCAGAGGACGAUAGUGGCUCUGCCAAUAACUCCCCUCGUCGUGACAUCUCCUGCACCAAAACACCCACCAACAACCCAUCUUUGGUCGACCAAUUCCCCUCUCCUCAACUCCGGAUCCGCCGGAGUUUCCCACGCUCCCGACCCGUCUCCGGGGACCCUUUAUCCAACUAUAGUGUGAUCCCUCGCCGGAAAGACUCCUACUUCCCACCCCAUCUCCUGAACUACGGCGAGUACUACUCUGACUCGGAAGAUGACCGGUCCUGCUCAGUCACGACCAGUCAGCACGAUGAGUCGGAGGGAAGUGAGGAGGACUACUUUUCUGACAAUGUCAUGGAACGUCAAACCGCUAAUUCGCUCUAUUUCAUGGCCUACGAGGUGAAGAGGAGACUCAGUACUAUUCCUGCUGGAGCUGCAGAGUUCCUGUCUAUCGAGGUUUCUGGAGAACUCGGAGGACAUUUCAGUAAAUCUAAGAAAACUCUCGGACAAAGUCCGAACAACAUGGGAAGGUAUUUCCGAAUACAUGUGAAGACGAAUAUAGAGAAACUGCAGCUUCAAAGUUAUGUUAUCUAUAAAAAGUUCCGCGAUGUCAUAGCACUUUAUGAGGACAUAGAAAGCAUCUGCCCUGACGGUGUAGUUCAGAUCGAGAAGCCGGACAGGAGUAUAUUCUCCAAGAAGCAGAACAAGAUCCAGGUGGAACGACUCCUCCUUUCUGUGGCCAGCAACAGCAAGCUUAGGGCUUUAGAACCCGUCAUUAAUUUCCUUAAACCAGAUUGUUUACUGUCAGAAGAAUCGACUCAUCUGACGCCUAAGACGCCCAAAUGCAAUACACCGCCAUCUAGUAACACCGAGAACAGCAACAGUACAGAGGCCCCACGAGAACACCCCAACUCAGCAAAUCAGUCCGAGGUAGAGAUAGCCAAGUUCUACACACCAAACGUAUCUUCCGGCCUCCCUGGCUCGGACCAUGCCCCGCAGAUCGUUCAUAGUCAAAACGGCAGUGCCGGAGAUCACUCAACUCUCGUACAGAGAACCUUCAAGUUCCUCAACCAGAAGAGCACUGCAGACCACGAUAAGAUGUCUGAGGAUGAGAAGUAUAGCCCUUUCAUCACUAAGGACGAUGACGGCAACCCGCUCCUACUCAUGAUAUUUUCCUACGAAAAGGACGGCUACACAAUCGAGGGAGGAACCCUGGAACAACUGGUCGAGCAGCUCUACUGCGGAACUUGCCCGGACGCUGACUAUAUUCAAACAUUCCUCUUGGGUUACAAGCUCUUCAUGCAGAGUGAGGAGCUUAUGGACAUGCUCCUCCAGAAGUUUGUGGACAGCGAGAGUUACGAGGAGGAGCAGGGGGAUAUGGUUAAGUUGAGGCUGAGUAAUAUUGUAGCGCAGUGGCUAGAGAGGGUUUGGGUGGACUUCCAUUACAGUGAUGUGAUGAUAGAGAAGGUGGAUAAGUUUGUCCAGCUGGUUUCAUCAGGACACCCCAGGUUCCUGCCCGUCGCUAUGAAGUUGGAGAAUACCAUGCAGAAAAAGAAAAGAGAAUGGGAAGAGUCUCUAAGAGAAGAGGACCGUCAGUCAGGCUCUCUACCAGGAUCAGGGUGCCCCUCUCCUGCUGAGUCUCCAGUUGCUAUGAGACGCUCCAACUCUGACUCCAAGAAUCAGGAUACCAAGUCGAACAAGAAGAGAAAACCGAUAUCGCUGAUGGAGACCACAUCCGGACAGUUUGCUAGACAUCUGCACUGCGUCGACUUUGAUCUGAUGUCAAAAGUGGAAAUCCAUGAAUAUUUCACCUACUUCUGCAGAAAGAAGGAUCCAAAAUACCACCUCCUGACCCAACAUCUGGACAACUGGAUCCAUCACUGGAACAGUAUCUCCGCCUGGGUCACAUCCGAGAUUCUGCGCGACGAAAACCCACGACAACGUGCUGUAAAGAUCGAGCGUCUUAUAGAUAUCGCCAAGCAGCUCAAACAACUUUUCAGCUUCAAUACCUUGUACGCUUUUGUGACGGGAUUCAAUCAUAGCAGUGUCAUGCGUCUGAAGAAAACUUGGGACCACGUUAAGUCCAGCUCUCAGACCAGUUUGAACGAUCUUGAAGAAUUCAUGUCUAAUGUCGAUAACUUUGGUCAGUAUAGGAAGUAUUUGGGAAAAGUGCCCAAGACUGUGUGCACGAUUCCGUUGCUGUCUCUUAUUCUCAGAGAUAUUGAGUUCCUGAAUGUCAACUCUCCCAAGCUGAGGAAUGGUUUAUGGAACUUUGGAAAACUUCGUUUAAUCAAAAAUAAGAUAUCUGAACUAGAAAGAUUCAAGAUGAUAAAGCCACAGAAUCACAUCCAAACAGAAGACGACCUCCUUAUCUUCUGUCGUCGCCUGCCGACAAUUCCCUGCGCCUCGUUCUACGACAUCAGUCUGGAACGUGAACCCAAAGAUCAGCCCCGCCCCGCCCGACCUGUAUCCGUUUCGUCGCUGUCGUCAGUGGCAACCAGCUCGUCGUCGUAACUCCUAGAAAACAGUUUUUGUUGUCAUAUAGAGCUCCUCUCUCCUCUCACACCCGUCCUCACAGUUUGGAUAGAACUAACAUUUAUUAGUUACUAUGCUUUUACUAGAAACUAGUUGAUGUGGCCUGAUAUCAGCAAGUAUAAAGUGUGUAAAUACUUAUCAGAGGAUUUCAAGAUAGGUACAAAUAUUCGGAGUAUCUGGGACCCUGUCCUUAUCUGAACCCAUUAGCAGUCAGGAACAUUGUUUAAAACUUUGACAUAGUUUAGUGGGACUUACUGUUUUUUAUUCGAAUAGCAAUAUUAGCAAGAUAAAGAGAUGCAUUUCUACCAGCCAGCAAAACUGUAUAGACUUAGAAGAAGGUGCGUGUGAUUUCUCAAUUGAUCGUGUAAAAACAUCUGACUGCUGUGUUGAAUGAUCUGUGUUCAUUGAAGUUUUUUAAUUAUUAUACUCUGAUUCAAUUAUUUUUAUAGUAGUUAUACAAACCA